CCACAGAUUGACAGACCCAAACGCCAGUCGCCAUUUUGAAGAAAUAUUACAAACUCAUUUUAUAUAUCAAAUAACAUCUUAAAGUUGAGUAACUCGAUAAGGUACUUACGAUUUAUUCUUGAUUUUCUUUUUUUGUGUUAAAUUAUGUUAUUUUGGAUUGAUAUUCAGGGAGUAAUUCACGGCCAGGGCUACAAACUGAGAGCUGCGCCAUUAUGACUUUGGUGGGGCAGUAGAGGUCGAACAGACGCCAUUUUGUUUUCGGCUAAACGGGAGGAAAAACGCUCGAAAUGACGCAAAAAUCGUCACGCAGUAUAAAUACAAAGUCCCUCCCCGCCGAGCUCAUUCCUGGAUUUGGUCAGAGGUAUGAAUCUUCUUUGCCGAAGACUGAACCGUCGAGGACUUUGAACAACUCUGCUCAAAUUCAUAUUUUUUCUUCAAGUAAUGGACAUUUUAUGCCUAUUUUUGCCUCCAGUUUGUUCCUGAAGGAAAGGCUAGCCUUUAGCUCUCACAGCCCCACCCAUAAGAAGUCUUUAUAAGUAAAACCCUGAUGGUUUACGAUAUGAAAUAGUUAAAUAAUAAGUAUAAGUGCCUGAAAAGCACAGCUCAUUAGACCCGAGGCGCUGAGGAUCUGUAGAAACCAUAGUGUGUGUUUCAGGCAUGGCAGGGGCACCUGUUGACCCCAGAGAGAUCCUGAAAGGUGUGGAGGCUCUGCUAGGGAAGGAUGGAGAGCUGCGCAGCCUGGAGGGAGUCCCAAAGGUGUUCAGUCUGAUGAAAGCUUCCACUAAGAUGGUCAGCAGGAGUAUGUACCUGAACAUCCUGCUGCAGACCAAGUCACAUGACGUUCUCAACAGGUUCAUCAGGGUAGGAGGCUACAGGCUGUUGAACUCGUGGCUCACCUACUCAAAGACCACCAACAACACCCCACUGCUGCAACUCAUCCUGCUCACGCUGCAGAAACUGCCCCUCAAGGUGGACCACCUCAAACAGAAUAACACGGCUAAAGUGGUGAAGCAGCUGAGUAAGAGCGCCGACACUGAAGAGCUGAGGAAGUUGGCCGCCGUGCUGGUCGACGGGUGGAUGGCGACAAUUCGCUCACAGAGUGUGUCGAGUGCCAGCAGCAGCUCCCCCGCUGAUAAGAAGAAGAAAAAGGAGGAGACUAAGGUUCCUGUGAAGGAGGUGAAGGAGGUGAAGGAAGUGAAGGAGGUGAAGUGCCCAGAGGAGGAGAAGAAGAAGGAGAAACCCAAAGCUCACGCUCCCAGUCAUGCCAAGAUCCGCUCCAUUGGAUUGGAGAUGGAAACCGUCAACCCUGGUCCCCCAAAGAAGUCCCAACCCCCCCCUCAGCUAGGAGACAAAUACAACAUCAAACCGCCAGUGCUGAAGAGACCCAGCUCGGGCCCCUCAGACAUGCCCCCCCUGGAGAAGAAGUACAAACCUCUCAACAUGCCGUCAAACUCCGCCAAAGAGAUCAAAGUGAAGAUCAUCCCUGCUCAGCCGAUCGAGUGCACUGGCUUCCUGGAUGCUUUGAACUCGGCACCUGUACCAGGGAUCAAGAUCAAGAAGAAGAAAUCUGGACCAGGUGCUCCCCCUGGGACCAAGGCCGUCUCCCCCACCUCCAACAAGAUGAAUCCCUUCGACGGUAAGCCUGCCUCUUAUUCUUCUUCUGCUGUGAAACCCUCCUCUCCUGAGGCCGCCUCCUCAAACACACCUGAAGACAACCAGGACGUGGAGCAGCCCGGGACCCCUGUCCCUUCUGAGGACCCAGAGACCUCAGAGAAUGGUGAGAAGCCAAACGCUCUGUCGGAGCCUCGGGGGGAAGAGGAGAACCUGACAAAGAAAGGGAAGAAGAAGAAGACUGUUCACUGGGCCGAGGAGGAGCAGCUCAAACAUUAUUUCUACUUCGACCUGGACGAGACGGAGAGGGUGAAUGUGAACAAGAUAAAGGACUUUGGAGAGGCGGCUAAGAGGGAGCUGAUGAUGGACCGGCAGACAUUUGAGAUGGCCCGGCGUCUCUCUCAUGACACCAUGGAGGAGAGGGUCCCCUGGAGCCCCCCGAGGCCCCUCACCCUGACCGGUAGCCUGGUGACCACGGGGGCGAACAGCACGGAGAAACUGACGCAGAGAGAUCGAGAGAUGGGAAUACUGCAGGAGAUCUUCCUCAACAAGGAGAGUGUUCCUGACAGUCCUCAUGAACCAGACCCAGAGCCAUAUGAGCCCAUGCCCCCCCGCCUGAUCCCCCUGGAUGAGGACUCGUCAAUGACGGAUGAAGGCUACGUGGAGCCCAUGGACUCCUCCUCCUCACAGGUUGGAGGGUCCAACCUGACUGAGAGCUCCAAGCUGCCCCCCGUCCUCGCCAACCUCAUGAACCUGAACAACAACAGGAGCCCACAGACGAACACCCCCACCAACCAACCCACUGCCCCGUCUGUCAACGUGCAGGAGCUGCUAACCUCAAUCAUGGGGGCAUCAGGCAGUCAGUCCACUGAGGAUAUGAUCAAACAGCCCGACUUCUCAGACAAGAUCAAACAGCUGCUGGGUUCCCUGCAGCAGAGCCAGAACCAGAACCAGAACCCGUCAGGACCCCCUCCAGUGAACCCGGGUCUGCUGGGUCAUGGUCCGGGUAUGAACAACAUGAACAACAUGAACAUGAACAUGCACAUGCAGAUGCCAAUGAAUGGGGGCUACCCCCCCAACAAUCCCCCCGGAGGACCCCGUUUCAACCAUCCUCCGCCGCCACAUGCCCAUGGACCCCCGUUUAAUGCCGGGGGCCCCCGCAUGAUGGGGCCCCCACCAGGCCAGGGCCGUGGAGACAAUGGGAACUACUGGGGAGACGAGUCCAUGAGGGGAGGGCCACAUAGGGGAGGGCACUUCCACAGAGGAGGGCGUGGCCGGGGUGGAGAACCUGGCUUCAGGGGGCGUGGACGAGGUGGACCUCGAGGAGGACACAACAACAUCAAUGACAUGUCUCAGAGACCGGUAUGUCGUCACUUCAUGAUGAAGGGAAGCUGCAGGUAUGAGAGUAAAUGUGCGUUUUAUCAUCCGGGAGUGAACGGACCUCCACUGCCCCCCAACCACCCCCCCAACCACCCCCCCCACAACCAGCAUCCCCAGCACGGACACUAGGGGGCACUUCAGCCUGAGGACACUCAGAGGACUGUGAUGUUGUGGUGAUGUCAUCUGACAGAAGAUGGUCUUUUUUACAGUGAUCAUUUUUAACAGUGCAGUACACCUGAUCAUCGUUUUUGUUUCUUCAUCAGUCACACCUAGUUCUCUUCAUUAUACACAUGAAGCACUUUAUACAGAGAACACACUGAUAACACCUGCCAGGUAUGAUACACACCUGAUACACACCAUCACACCUGCCAAGUGAAAGCCAGUUAAAACUCUGCUGACUGAAGAAGUGGAAGAAUACCUGGCUGUUAUUAUAUGACAGCAGCUGGUUGUGUGUGUGUGUGAGAGUGAGAGUGAGAGAGUGAGAUUUAUACUAGGAGUGGGCGUGGCCUUAGUGACAUCACGAUGGGGGUAUCUGUUUAGAAACCUUCAGUUUGCCAUGUUUUUAUUUUUUAUCAUUCUUGUUUUUUUACCAUAUUUGGAGGUGAGGCUGGAUACUCUGUGAAGUGUCCCCUGUCUAACUCCUCCCCUGCUUCCUGGUCUCUGUGACUCUGAAUGGGACCAUGAUUUACUAAAUGAGCAUAGAACAAAGAAGACUUGAAACCAGAGAUAGAGACAAUGAACUCAUUAGGAAUGGGUUUGCAGAGGGAAUAAUUCAGCUGAGAAGGAGGACCACUUUCUCACAGACUGCUUUACAAUCAGACUGAAUUCACGUCAGAGAGGAUGCAGGUUAAAAUCAUGGCAUUUGAAAGAAAGGCUUCAUUAACCUCCUUUAUACUGUCUAUGAUCACAGCUCCGUGUGUGUGUGUGUGUGUGUGUGUGUGUGUGUGUGUGUGUGUGUGUGUGUGUGUGUGUGUGUGUGUGUGUGUGUGUGCGCACAUGAUCAGCUGUGUUACCUGACAAUCAGACCUGCAGGUGUGUAUAUGAUGUGUAUGCAGUGUUGAAGGUGAGCUGCUCUGAAGUCAGUUUGUUUUCUGUGAAAACUUUGAGCUGCUUCUUGUUGGGACUUCCUAAACUUCCUGUUUCUCCUCCAUGUUUUUUUUCUAUUUUUAUUUUUUAUAUCCUGGAACAUUCUCAGCGCGCCGGCACUGGAAGACGUUCAGUUUAUUGUCAGUAUGAAAUGUUUGUAAAAUACAGAAACUCAUUUAUACAUAUUUCAGUUGUUUUGUACACAGUGUCAUCAAUAAAUGUUAAAUAUAAGAACA
Messenger RNA from Notolabrus celidotus (New Zealand spotty), 4313 nucleotides. RefSeq names its product protein phosphatase 1, regulatory subunit 10 (gene ppp1r10). Gene Ontology annotation, cellular component: nucleus. The transcript has 19 exons. The record is from RefSeq and is a predicted model, not a curated record. Bases 658 to 3120 code for a protein of 820 amino acids. Gene Ontology annotation, molecular function: metal ion binding. NCBI's taxonomy places the organism in Eukaryota, Metazoa, Chordata, Actinopteri, Labriformes, Labridae.